AUGGGCGGUGCUGCAUCUUGUGAACCUGGUAUGAAACGACGAGCAGACGCUGCAGAAUCUCUGCAAGCCAAACGGCUUUGCUUGCUGACAGCUAUGCAGCGCCUAGGUGACGAUGCUACCAUCGAAGAAUGUUCACAGCCCAUGCUUGAAGGAACAUCAGUCUCGAGUGUGGCAUAUGACCUCUCUGCACUGUCCGCUGACCUUCAGCAGCAUCGCGAUGCCCUGCGAGAAUCGGGAAUCUCCGGACAGCUGGCAGCAUUGCACGUCUCAGGCAGUCCGUGGACAGAGCUCGGCCCUGCUGAAGAACAAGGUUUUGAGGAACUGCUGGGUCGCGUGGGCGCAGCGGAGGCUGCCACGGCUGAAGCGCUGAAAGCGCUCGCAGCCUAUGCGGCUGAGGCCAGCAAUCAUCUGGCCACAGCUACGGAUGACCCAGAGCAGUGA
This is a messenger RNA of Cladocopium goreaui, 441 nucleotides long. The record is from the annotation of a GenBank genome assembly. Lineage: Eukaryota; Dinophyceae; Suessiales; Symbiodiniaceae.